GUAAGUCAACGCGAUCGCACUCGAAAGGGAUUCCAUUCAAAAAUUUAGUCAAGACAUCAACAUUAAGGAAAACCUACAACAACAAAAAGUGCUGUGAUAUACAUUUUUGUUUUUUUUUUUUCAUAAAAUUGAUUUACUUUUUCUUCUUGAUUAUUGUGCAAACCAAAAAAGGGAGAGGUUUGUGUGAAGAGUUUUCGAAAAGUUGAAAAUAUACUCAACGAAGACAAAAAUGGAAACCACAGAUUUGGGUAAAAAAUCCUUAAAUGUUGAAACAUCAACAUCAUCAUCUUCGCCAAAGGAAAAUGAACAAAAUACCUCAAAUUCAGAUUCUGGAAAGGUCAAAAGAGAAGCAAGCUGGCCUUCAGUUUUAUUUUAUAUUCAUUUAAAUAUUCUUGGCCUUUAUGGUAUUUUCGUCCUUUUAACAAAUACAUCGAUUUUGACAAUUUUGUUUACUUUGGUAUUAAGUUUGAUGGGAAUUUUGGGUGUAACAGCUGGAGCACAUAGAUUAUGGGCCCAUAAGACAUAUGAAGCGACAUUUUCAUUGAAAGUUUUUCUUAUGAUCUGCCAAACGUUAGCUGGACAGGGUCCAAUCUACAACUGGGUGCGUGCUCAUCGUCUACAUCAUCAAAAGUUCCGUACAGCCGAUGACCCUUACUACAGUUCGACGGAUUUCUUCUCGGCUCAGGUACGAGCCCAAAUUGAGAGCUUGACCCCUGAGCAAGAGAAGCUUUUAGCCACAGUUGAUAUGUCAGACUUGGAGGCUGAUAAAGUAGUGAUGUUCCAAAAGAAGUUCUAUUGGGUUUUGUACUUCUUCUUGCACGUCUUGUUGCCAAUCAAUGCCCCCUUGGAAUACUGGGGUGACACCAUUCCAGCUGCCAUAUUCGUCACAUUCUCUCUGCGCUACUUGAUUGUUUUGAAUGUUUGUUGGCUGAUAAAUUCAGCACACUUCGUGUGGGGAUUGAAUAAGAACUUCAAGCCUUCAGAUUCGAAUAUGAUAUUUAUCAUCACCAAGAGCUAUUGGCCACACUAUCACUACCUUCUGCCCUGUGAUUAUCAAACUGGGGAAUUCGGAGACUAUGCUGAAGGCUGUACCACAGCUUUCGUUCGAGUAUUUGCUGCCUUAGGAAUGGCAACUCAACUGCAGACCAUUACCACCGAAGCUGUGAGGAAGGGACUGACGACAGCGGUCGAAAGUGGUAAAUCAAUUGUAGACUGCAUUAAGGAAGCAGCUGUGGUUGAGCAAGCAAAACUCCCAGAGGACCAUUAUCUGGAUAAGAGCAAAUUUUUGGAAUAUUUAAAGCAAGCAGCUGGAAGUUCUUUCGAUGGGAAAUUUGAGAGAAGGAAAUAUGACUAGAGAUCUUGAGAGAGAGACUGAGGCUAUAUUUUCAAAAUUAUGGAACAUAAAAUAAAUUAACAACAAAAUCUUUGUGUACCAUUGA
Molecule: messenger RNA, 1439 nt
Organism: Eupeodes corollae
Lineage: Eukaryota; Metazoa; Arthropoda; Insecta; Diptera; Syrphidae
Product: acyl-CoA Delta-9 desaturase
Exons: 7
Coding region: 230-1354 (374 amino acids)
Biological process (GO): unsaturated fatty acid biosynthetic process
Cellular component (GO): endoplasmic reticulum membrane
Molecular function (GO): stearoyl-CoA 9-desaturase activity; iron ion binding
Source: RefSeq, a predicted model, not a curated record